Drosophila arizonae is the source of this 2962-nucleotide messenger RNA. RefSeq names its product G-protein coupled receptor moody (gene moody). NCBI's taxonomy places the organism in Eukaryota, Metazoa, Arthropoda, Insecta, Diptera, Drosophilidae. Gene Ontology annotation, cellular component: membrane. Gene Ontology annotation, molecular function: G protein-coupled receptor activity. Gene Ontology annotation, biological process: G protein-coupled receptor signaling pathway. The record is from RefSeq and is a predicted model, not a curated record.
GUGCAGUCGUUGUAGACAAACGCAAAGUAAACGCGCGCGCGCAGUCAAACGUCAUUCAACCGUUACAGCUAGUGUGAUUUUGUGCGUUUUGUUUUGAUCGCGGCAUUCCCUUAGUUGGCUGAGGCUUGUGCCAUUGCUGUUAGUGUUGCUGCUGUUGUUGUUGUUGCUGCUAACGUGACAAAUACGCUUACGGUGUCGUGUGCUGCGCCGCACGCUUGCACAUUUCUACCUGCCUCUGCGAAAGUCUGCAAAAUACUCGAAUCCCAAAUGUAUUAGUCAUGACGGUGUCAUUUUUGAAUCAUCCAACCGGGCCGCCGCACUCACUCCCUCGCGCAGCAUUCGUGAAUAAGCCAGUGAGCAGAGAGCGCGAAUCGUAAACUGUUUACAUUGCUCAGCUCCGCUUGGCUCGGCUCAGUUGAGUUCAGUUCAGUUCAGUUAAGCUCAGUUCACUUGCAUAAAGUUCGGCUCAGUUAUUACUCAUAAGUACCUUGCUUGGCUCUGACUCUGACUUGGAGUCACAGCGGCAAACACUUCCUCUCUCUCCAUCUCUCUCUCUCUCGCUGGGUCUCUCUAGCGGCCAGCUGCGAUUACGUGAAAUUAGAAUAGAAAAACAAAGAACAAACAACAACAAAGCCGUGCUGCUGCCUGAUAAGAGUAUAAUUUGUGAUUUGUGAGCAAUCCAGUGAUCGGAUCGUGAAUGUCAGCACAGCUGACGGAGCAGUCUAAGCUGAUUACCAAUCGCAUGUGCCACACCAGUAAACCAGCUUAUCUGGCAUUAUGAGUGACGACACAACAUCGAGUCUGGGCUAUGGCGAUGGCGACGGCGAUGGGCUGGCUGCCUCAGUGGCACCAACGAACGGCCUGCUGGAUGCUGUGGAUGAAAAUGGCUUCUCGCAAUCGCUGUUGACCUUUGCGGCGAUCAUGACCUUUCUGAUCAUGAUCGUCGGCAUCUGUGGCAAUUUUCUGACCGUUGUCGCGCUGCUCAAGUGCCCCAAAGUGCGCAAUGUGGCCGCCGCCUUCAUUAUCAGCCUGUGCAUAGCCGAUCUGCUGUUCUGUGCGCUGGUGCUGCCGUUCCAGGGCUUGCGCUUCGUGCAGGGCGGCUGGCGCUACGGCAAGAUCCUGUGCCGCGUCAUCCCGUUCAUCCAGUAUGGCAACAUUGGGGUCUCGCUGCUCUGCAUCGCCAUGAUCACGAUCAAUCGGUAUGUGAUGAUCACGCAUCACAGCUGCUAUGCGCGCAUCUACAAGCGCCACUGGAUCGCCGUCAUGAUCGCCGCCUGCUGGCUGGUCUCCUACGGCAUGCAGCUGCCCACGCUGCUCGGCGCCUGGGGACGCUUCGGGUACGACACGCGGCUGCAGACGUGCUCGAUCAUGAGCGAUGCGCACGGCCAUAGCAGCAAGACGACGCUGUUCAUAACGGCCUUCGUGAUACCCUGCCUGGUGAUCAUUGCGUGCUAUGCGAAAAUCUUCUGGGUAGUGCACAAGUCCGAGCAGCGGAUGAAGCGGCAUGCCACCAAACAGAACUCCAUACCCAACAACUUGAGGGCGGUCGCCAGCCAGCCGAACAACCAGGCGGACAACCAGACGGUGACCCAAACAGUGGCCGGCAGUCGCGUCUCCACGGACAGCAGCAGCUGCUCCACGGACGUGCCGGAGACAGUGAUCCCGGCCGGGGGCAAGCAGCCGACCACGCGGGUCAAGGAUCAGCGGGAGGUGCGCGCCAAGCGCAACGAAUGGCGCAUCACCAAAAUGGUGUUGGCCAUCUUUCUGUCCUUCGUCGUCUGCUACUUGCCGAUCACCAUUGUCAAGGUGGCCGACAAGGAUGUGGAGCAUCCCAGUCUGCACAUCUUCAGCUACAUCAUGCUCUACCUGUCCGCCUGCAUCAAUCCGAUCAUCUAUGUGAUCAUGAACAAGCAAUAUCGUAAGGCCUACAAGACGGUUGUCCUCUGCCAGCCGGCGCGCCUCCUGCUGCCCUUUGGCAAAUCGAAUGGGGCGAAUAGUGCUGCAGAGAAAUGGAAAGACACCGGAUUGAGCAACAACCACAGCCGCACUUUGGUGUCCCAGAUGUCCGCCGGCGCAGCAGCGGCUGCAGCGGCGUCGCCAACGGCAGCGGCGCCUGCACCGACAUCCGAUUGCCCGUCCUUGCCGGCAACCAAAUCGGGCCAGUCACUGGAGCUGCUCUCCCGCUGUCCAGAUCUGAUAAGCCGCUCGAAUUUGCCGCCGUUGGCUACGCCCCCAACCCCGCCGCCGCCUUCGGUAACGCUCGCAGCCAGCAGCAACAGCAACAGCAACGGGAGCUCCAACAGCAACCGGCUGCCACCCAAGAAGAGCAAUCACUCCUAUAUCAACAACGGCUUCAACAGCAGCGGAGCGAGCAGCAGCAGCGGGGCGAACAGCAGCCUGAGCAGUGGCGUUUACCGACCCGCAGCUGGCUCGCUGGCUCCGCUGGGGCAUCGUCGCAUCACCAUGGUGGGGGACGACAUCAUACUGGAGGAGGAGGAGCUGCCCGCAACGGAGCUGCCAGCGCCGACGAUGAUGGCCAGCAAGGUGACCAAAUCACCGAUCUACAUGAACAUCGACAGUCCGAAGAGAAACCAAUCUUAUAGCGCCAAUGCGACGGUCAAGGAUGAUGCACUGCAGCAGGCGUCGGUCCAGGACCAGGAUGACGCUAGCAAAGUGCUGACGAAGCCUCCAAAUCCAAAAGACUAACGAAAUGCUUUAAUUCCAAAUAUCGUAACUGUUACAUUCCCCCCUCCCCACUACGUGCCGUGCGCCAUGUAUUUGGCGUAUAUCGUAUAGCAUAUAUCGUACACUCAAUAACGAUUACGACAUGCUACCUAUGUCGUAGAUUGUAUUCUGUGCUCUCCAUAUCGUUUACGAUAGAUAGGAGCACUCCAUACGGUUUACGAUGUAUGCAAGUGUGUCUCGUAAACUCUACACUAAGCUAUAACGAUUACGAUAUAUG